Nerophis lumbriciformis (worm pipefish) is the source of this 3208-nucleotide messenger RNA. RefSeq names its product rho GTPase-activating protein 24. Gene Ontology annotation, cellular component: focal adhesion. Gene Ontology annotation, biological process: signal transduction; activation of GTPase activity; negative regulation of ruffle assembly. Gene Ontology annotation, molecular function: GTPase activator activity. Lineage: Eukaryota; Metazoa; Chordata; Actinopteri; Syngnathiformes; Syngnathidae. The record is from RefSeq and is a predicted model, not a curated record.
UUGAAUUUGCAUAAACUUUAGUACAGUCGAAGUUUGGCUGUUCGUCAAGGACCAGAAGAAUCUACAAAUCCGUCUUCAAUUGUCAACCACAGGUAAAGCUCGAACUCUAAACACUGAAAUCUGACAGCAAGACGCUGGAAAGCCUUCCGUUAUUGGUUCUCUUUAAAUGAUGGAACACCAGAAAUAUGUUUUGAGGUUCUAGACCAACCAGAAUCACCUACUGAGAACCUCUGUGAGCCCUUCUUAGCAUCCAAAAGAACCAGGACUGGAGGUUUAAUAUUCUCCAGAAAGUGUCUCAUUUCCAUGCAUCCAGGGUCACAGCAAGAAUUUUCAGCUGACUUUGGGCCACAAGCGGACUCCACCCAGUGAAGAGCGCAUUCAAGUUGGAAUUUAUUCUGCUUCAUUCACCACAAAACUUGUCUAUGUGAGCCACUAAAUCUCCUUCAGGACUUUUUGACCAAAAAUCUCCUAUCCCGCCCGUUUCUCUUCUCUUGCAAUCAAUGGCCAACGCUGAGUCAGCCAAUCAGACUGAUUUAUUGUUGCAAAUGGACGGCGAGUAAUGCGGGAUGAUAGGCGGGACACACCACAAAGGGCUACACGGUUUAGCCACGGAUGCUAACUGACGCCUCAACUCGAACCUUGUAUAUCCGGGGGCAGGAUUCUCUACCAACUGUGUGAUCCUUAAGUCACUUCUCUGGAUGUCUUUUCAAUUAAGGGGAUGUCCUCCAUAAACGUCCUUGAAUAGAUUUUUACAGAUCAGGACAUUAUGAAAAAGGUAGUUCCCUGGUCUGUCAAAGAGCUUCGAGUUAAACCAGGGCAGAGAGUGCAUGUGACAGCAUACUUUGUACAAACAAUUACAGUAUUCAAAACAGCUGCAGAACACGACAACAACUUUACGACAACUGUAUAGAGUGCGCUUGAGCAUCAUCUACAAUCAUCGUCGCCGCGGAAACCAAGGAGAGCGCGCGCAAAAGAGAGGGAGUGCAACAGCAUGGGACUCAGCUGCUUCAAAUCCUGGAAACAUGACAGAGCAGGCUUCAAAGGGAACAGAGACGUGUUGGCCAGUCCAGGCUCGUAUUUCUUCCUGUCCAACAGCGCCGGCCAGGGGGACGAAUGGCUGAAAAGCCUCAACAAGGGAGUCUGGAUCCCUUUCACAGGUGUUUUUGGUCAGCGUCUGGAGGAGACGGUGCUGUAUGAGCGGCGUUACGGGGUUUGCUCGGUUCCCCUGGUGGUGGAGCAAUGCGUGACCUUCAUACGCGAGCGAGGUCUACAAGAGGUGGGCUUGUUUCGCCAGCCGGGACGGGCCAGUCUGGUGAGGGAGCUGCAGGAGGCGUUUGAUGGCGGGGAGAGGCCCUCAUUUGACAGUAACACCGACGUCCACACGGUGGCAUCGCUGCUGAAACUCUACCUGCGACAGCUUCCUGAGCCUUUGGUUCCUUACAGCCACUACCAGGACUUCCUUCUUUGCGGCACAAAUAUUUCUAAUGACCGCGUAGAGGGUUUAGAAAAGUUAAGAAAUCUUCUUCAGGAGUUGCCGGUGGCCAAUUUUAAUCUUUUGAAGUUCAUCUGCCAGUUUCUUAAUGAAGUCCAGAGUCACUCAAAAGGUAACAAGAUGAGCUGUCAGAACUUGGCCACGGUGUUUGGACCAAACAUUCUACGAGCCAAGGCUGAGGACCCCCAAAGCAUCAUGGGAGGUGCAGCACUGGUCCAGAUGCUGAUGUUGGAGCUGAUCCGAGAAAAUGAGUCUCUGUUCUCAAGGGUCUCUGCGCCAGUUCCUGCACAUCCUGUUGGAGGCUUUUACGCAUCACCAAGUACUCUGAGACGACCUCAUUUACAACAGCCGCCCUGCCUCCGUCAGAUGUCACUGCCGCUAAUUGCAGAGAGAUGCCAGGAGUCAGGACAGAAUACUGUGGAUGGACACAAUACCAGCUGUAUCUCCUCUGUGACUACUGCCACAUCGGACGCAUCCUCAUGUCACAAGAGAUUCCUGGGCCAUCGCUAUACCUCCUCCCAUCCAGAGAACUGCUUCUACCCUGUACCUUCCUCAAGUCAGGCCUCGCAGCCUCAACUCGACGGUAAUAGUAUUGAUUAUCACCAGCACCUCUCUAGUUGUGGAUCCUCCCCAGCUAAUGCCCAAAACAGGCAGCAUAGAUCAAUCCAUAUGGGCUGGAUCGAGGCAUGGUCUGGUCUGGGAGACACAGUGAGUCAUCUAUGGAGUUCUGGUGCCCCACAGAGCACAGGGGAAGGGCUUGAAAUUCCAGAAGUAGCCAGCGGGGGCAGCAGUGAUGCGCAAGAAGACAGCACCCCAUCUGUUUACGACAAUCUGAACAGAGCGUCUUCAAGUCAGAUGAUGGCGGACGUCGCUGGUGAACAGUUACAGAACAACGGUCAGGGAGAAUCCGAGGAAGAACCAGAGGACGCAUGGCAGACGGUGGACGAAUCAUCAUCGUGGUCUUCCUGUGAGAUUUUACCAUUGGACAAGAGCAGUGAUCCCGAAGUUAGUCCUGACAUGACAUCAAAGAGACCACCCUCAAGUCCCGCAGAGGAAAACUGCCAAGAACAGCUUGAUAGCGACAACAGAAGCGAGGGUGACACAGGACACCACUUAAACUCCCCAACAUCCGUUUCUAUCCUAAGCCCCAUCAGCACUGGAAGCUCUGAGGUGUUUCUUCCCUCAGGUCCUCCUCCAGACCUUCCAGGGAGUGAGCCUCAGUUGCAGUCCAGCAACGCUCAAUCACUCCUGGCUGAGCUUCGACAGCAAAUGGCCCGGCAAAAGACCGAUUAUCAGGACAGGAUAAAGAGGUUGGAGCUCUGCAACGAUACCCUCCAGCGGCAAGUACUGGUACUGCGGGACAGUUUGGAGCAGCAGAAGCGAAGCCAGAGCGUGGCCGAGGUCAAGAUCCGCAAAAUGGAGCAGGCCAAGGCGGCUGCGGAUCACCGUAACUCGACGCUGCAGACGGAGAUGGAGCUGUUCUUCCAGAUGAGUGGGAAGAUGAGAACACGGGAGGAAAGGGAUGAUGAUGGCGGGGUAGAAAGGAGAAAACGCACCUUAAAGAGCCUGUGAAGGUGAAGGGACAGAUGAAAGGAUUAGUGGAUGCUGGGGUUGUUAUUCUUUCUGUAUAUAUUACAAUUUCUCUCAAUCAAGGAUACAUGAUUUGCUAUUUUAUACACUUACAAACAUAAAGGAAGCAUUGCUGUGUUUGCAUGA